AUGAAAAAAGAGUUAUUCCUUCGUAUAGUUGAUGCCGUGAAAAAUCAUUCCGAAUAUUUUCAAUGGAAGGUCAAUGCAGCGGGGAAAAAAGGUUUGUCACCACUUCAGAAAUGCACAGCGGCUGUUCGUCAAUUGGCGUAUGGAGCCCCUGCUGAUCAUUAUGAUGAGUAUCUACGGAUUGCUGAAACAACUGCCAUCCAAUGUUUAUUCAACUUUUGUCGAUGUGUAAUUGAAGUGUUUGGGGCCCAAUAUUUAAGAAGACCUAAUGCUGCUGAUAUCCAACACUUGCUUGAAAUGCAUGAGCAGAGACAUGGGUCACGCAAUGAUAUCAAUGUGCUUAAUAAAUCACCGUUAUUCAACGACGUCUUAAAAGGGAAUGCACCCGAGGUUAAUUUCACGAUUAAUAAUACACAAUAUACAAAAGGAUACUAUCUGACCGAUGAGAUCUAUCCAGAAUGGGCUACUUUCGUCAAGAGCUUUCCAUGCCCCCAGGAUCCCAAAAGAAAAAUAUUUAAGGAACGACAGGAGGCUGCGAGAAAGGAUGUCGAGAGGGCAUUUGGGGUGCUCCAAUCACGAUGGGCAAUGAUAAAAGGUCUAGGACGAUUUUGGUACAAUGAUAAUUUGAAGGACAUCAUGUAUACCUGUAUUAUUUUGCACAACAUGAUUAUUGAGAAUGAGGGAGAUGCAGUAGUCAAUUGGUCGGACGAUGAAGGAGAUUCUCAAUCACAAAUAUUUCAAGGCUCCACUCAAGAAUUUCAAGCAUAUAUCCGUAGAAAUUACGAGCUACGUGAUAAUCAACUACAUCAUAAACUUCGAGCCGACUUAGUUGAGUAUAUUUGGGCACGCUAUAAUUGUAAUCAGUGA
Zingiber officinale is the source of this 864-nucleotide messenger RNA. RefSeq lists its product as uncharacterized. Bases 1 to 864 code for a protein of 287 amino acids. Lineage: Eukaryota; Viridiplantae; Streptophyta; Magnoliopsida; Zingiberales; Zingiberaceae. The transcript has 2 exons. The record is from RefSeq and is a predicted model, not a curated record.